This is a messenger RNA of Penicillium soppii, 738 nucleotides long. RefSeq lists its product as uncharacterized. The record is from RefSeq and is a predicted model, not a curated record. Bases 1 to 738 code for a protein of 245 amino acids. NCBI's taxonomy places the organism in Eukaryota, Fungi, Ascomycota, Eurotiomycetes, Eurotiales, Aspergillaceae. The transcript has 2 exons.
AUGGAUUUAGUCAGCCGGGAGGAAGCCUUAACAUCUGUCUACUUCGAUUUGUUCCGAGCAGGACAGUUUUACGAUAUAUUUUGGUCAGGCGGCCAAUUUCCUUUGUGGGACUGGGGCACAUUAGGGGAGUACAGUAACCGCAGAUUCGGCCCUAAGCCCCCUGCAGUGGUACUAGCCGGCGGGUCACAACAGUCACUGGUCAUUGUCGCCGAGGAAAGCGAUAUAGAAGAUGUGGGCCCAUUGCCACCUUCGCCCGGACCUAUUUUAGCAUUUGCUAGAAUGAGCUGCGCCCCAUAUUUUAGCCUUAGCAUUUCCGGACCUGCUACGAAAUCGAUGAAAGAUCGCACUCCAGUGGGUAGACUUCGUUAUCCUGUCACAGCCACACUCUCGUAUGAUACAGCCCCGGUUGCCUUUGACAGAAAACCGGUUACAUUUCAUACGUUCAAGUUCAAAGAUAUUGAUCGCCGCCAAGACGGGUUUUGGCUCUACUUUGGAGAGAAAGACAAGGAUGACUGGAGUCCACAUGAACUUAGGGACCUGUUUACGCUCCACGAGUACAGAUUUUCGACUACCACUCCGGUAAAAUUUAGCCGUAACGACCAGAAUGAUGUCGUGGCCCUGAUGCCUGGAGAUUCGUGGUCAUUUACGCGGGAGGUGAGUGACUUCUCGCAAAAUAUAGCCCCCGGUGAUAAGGUUCGAUACGGGUUCAAGGGAGCUUCAAUUGACUGGUGGGAUUGA